This is a messenger RNA of Phymastichus coffea, 7528 nucleotides long. RefSeq names its product forkhead box protein P1 (gene FoxP). Gene Ontology annotation, cellular component: nucleus. The coding region runs from base 920 to 3832 and encodes 970 amino acids. Gene Ontology annotation, molecular function: DNA-binding transcription factor activity, RNA polymerase II-specific; RNA polymerase II cis-regulatory region sequence-specific DNA binding. Gene Ontology annotation, biological process: regulation of transcription by RNA polymerase II. The transcript has 18 exons. The record is from RefSeq and is a predicted model, not a curated record. Lineage: Eukaryota; Metazoa; Arthropoda; Insecta; Hymenoptera; Eulophidae.
UCUGUGCUCCGCUGUGCUGCUGCCACCGCCGCCACCGCGCCGCGCGCUCCUUCGUCGUCGCAAGGCAGCUAGUGUGUUUCGUUUCGCGCUAGUCAGACUCGCUCGUCGCACGCGCGUUGGAGCUGUGCUGGCUACAUACACCAUCAACAAGCUCUCUCCAGCUGCUUAUACCUUUGUUUUUAUCUCCUUUCACAGAGGGAAAACAAAAGGGAAAAAAGAGUCUCACAAGCGCGCUCAAGUAUUGUGAUGUUUUGAAUUUCCCGCGUACGAGUGUACCAAGUGCAAGGCUCAAGUGUUUGUGGUUGGCGAAUUUCAGUGCUGUUUCUCCUUUCUUUUACGGGAAAAAGGAGAUACAUCCAUUAACAUUUAUCGCGAAAGGAAUAAAAUAAAAACAACAAACCGAAGAGCAAGGAACAAUACAUGAAGCGACCGGCGAAUAGUGUUGCAUAUAUGUGCGUAUAUGUGUGAAAGAGAACACAAUUCGAAAGAAGACGUUCAAGCCUGCCUGCGAGUGAAUCAGUCGGCAUACGGCGUUAAUAGUCAUUAGUCAGACAACAAAACUCGAGAAAGAGAGAGAGAGAGACAGAGAAAGACAAUGGGCUUAUAAGACGGUUGUUUGUUUACGCGUGCAGAAAAAUUACAGCCGAUCGCAGCAAAUAGUCAGAGGCGCGUGGGAAAGGAAGGAACGAAAGAAAAAAUGUACGAAAAUGGAUUCGAAGGUGCACGAUGGUGUCGUGUUGUGUUGUUUCGGCGAAACAAUCAUCAACGUCAGCGAAACGUCUUGGACCUGGCAGUCGAGAAAAAUAAAUUUGAGUUUUUUUGAGUGAAGUUUUCUUCGCCUUGGUGUCUGGUUUUUGUGAGUUUUCGGUGUGGAUUGUAAAUUUAAGAAUAAGUUUCCAAUCUGGGAAGCAUUUGUUACAUGCACAAGAAGUGGAGUCACAAGGGGCACAUCGGCGAGAGCCCAUUCGACAGCGGCUCCUGGGGAAAAGAUCACUUUCAGCCGACUACUGUACCCUGGCAGGCGAACCUGCGCGGUAACGGCCGAACAAACGAUGAUGGCAUAAUGGAUCAUGACACGGACGGCGACGGAGCGAUCAACUUGUCAACGUCUCAGCGACCCUCCGCAUCAACUACCCCGAAUGGUGACACUCCUACUUAUGGACAAGAUGAGCAGGAAAACGAUCAGGCAAGCAGUUUAUAUGCAGCGCUAAAGCAACAGCAGCAACAUCAGCAACAGCAGUGCGACACACGUGUUAGCCGCUGCCGUGAAGGCAGAAGUUCAAGCGUCGAACGACAGCAGCAGCAACAGCCCGAGGUAAGCAUCGAGUAUCAGAGCAAUGGGAAGCUCAGUCCAAGCAGCAUCGGGCAGCAGCACGCAGUGACAUCAGCGGCAGCGGUAGCAGCAGCAGCGGCAGCGGCAGCGGCAGCAGCAGCAGCAUCAGCACCAUCAGCAGCAGUAGCACCCAUGACCCAGCAAAAGCAGCCUAUCAUCACGCAGCAGUCGCAGCAGCCGAGUUCCGGUGCACCGGGACCACAGCCUAGUCCGCAUCAGAGUCCUCAAGCACCGCAACGGGCCUCACCGCCCGACCUAUCUCAAGGUCCACCGGGAGGACCACCUGUGCCGCCGUCAUCCGCGAGCGCGGCGGCUCAGAUGAUGCUCAGUCCCAACAGUGGUCUCCAUCAGAUGCAACAGAUUCUCCAACAGCACAUACUCAAUCCAACCCAAUUGCAGUCGCUUAUGCAGCAGCAUUCGCUCUACAUGCAGCAACAGCAGCAGCAGCAUCAUCAGGAUACCACGCCCGAACAUGCCUCCAGUCAAGACAGAUUCAAUUAUUUUUCGUCCCUCAAGAACCAUCAUCAUCAACUUGCCGAGCUGGGACGAAAGCAGUUGGAGCAAGCGAUGCAGCAGCUGCAAGAGCAAUUGCAGCUCAAUUUCAUACAGCAGUCCCAUCUACUGCAGACGACCGACAAGAAGAAAGCAUCGGCGCCACUGCAGCAGUUGGCGCUGCAGCAGCAACAACUGAUACAACAACUGCAGAUCACGCAACGUCAAUAUUUACUGCAACAAGGUUUAGGAUUGCAAGGGCACAAUCACUCGUCGAGUAUGCAGCCGACCGAACAGUUACCUGGAUGGAAAGCUGAAUCGUCGGAAAGCUCGGAAUCCCACGCCAAUUCUAACGUGUCGAAGUCUAGUUCUGGUCUAAACGGCCUUCUUAAUUCCUUAGUGUCGAGUCGUCGCGAGAUCAAUGGUACGACGCAACUGGAUGAGAAGCCGCUCGACGCCAGCUGUAACGAGAAGGUACAGCAUCCUCUCUAUGGCCAUGGCGUUUGUAGGUGGCCUGGCUGCGAAACUGUCUGCGACGACUAUCAGGCAUUUCUCAAACAUUUAAAUACUGAGCACACACUGGACGACAGGUCGACGGCACAGGCACGAGUGCAGAUGCAGGUCGUCUCGCAGUUGGAGAUCCAACUGCAAAAGGAGCGCGACAGGUUAACGGCUAUGAUGCAUCAUUUACACAUGGCCAAGCAGAUGGCUUCGCCUGAGCCACCAAAAUCAUCGGAAUCAUCGAACACAUCAAACAUGCCGAAACUGAGCUUAUCAUCAGCGUUGAUGAAUCAGCCACCACCAGCAUUCUCGCAAGUGUCACCAGUAUCGAUGUCGGCACUUGUCUCAGCGGUGAGGUCACCAGCAGGUGGUCAAUUGCCACCAUCCUCGGGUGCACCGGGAAUGCCACCAGGUUUACCGAAUAUGUCGGGUAUGCCACCCAUGCCUAAUAUGCCUGGUGGUAUGCCAAGCAUGCCUAGUAUGACCAACAUGGCUGGACCUAUUCGUAGGCGGAUCAGUGAUAAAUCGACGCUAGCGCUCACUGGAGGACUGUAUGACGAGGGCACUGUAAGGCGCAGAGUAUCCGUCGAUAGAUCUGGAUUAGAUAUUAACGAAGGGCUGCCCUACAUGCUGGAACGCGCUGGCCUAGACGUCCAACAAGAAAUUCAGCGAAAUAGGGAUUUCUACAAAAACGCAGACGUCAGACCACCGUUCACGUACGCAUCAUUGAUACGUCAGUCCAUUAUCGAAUCUCCGGACAAGCAAUUGACGCUAAACGAGAUAUACAACUGGUUCCAAAAUACAUUCUGCUAUUUCCGGCGCAACGCAGCAACGUGGAAGAACGCGAUCCGCACCAAUCUCUCGUUGCACAAGUGUUUUGUGCGCUAUGAGGACGACUUCGGGUCAUUCUGGAUGGUGGACGACGCCGAGUUCGUAAAGCGGCGGCAUCUGUCGCGUGGCCGCCCCAGGAAAUAUGACCCAACCCCAUCACCCACUCCACCCCACCUCUCCGCACAGGGUGUACCUUCCAAAAGUCCGACGCUCACACACAGUCCUACAAUGUAUGGUGAUGCUCUUAACGCGAACCUCCAGUAUUUUCAGGCAGCUCUCGGUGAGACGAAUAUGGGAUUUCUCAAUAACUCUAUGUGCACGUCGACAGCAACAAGUCCCGAUAAAGAACAUAAUUUAACCCAUAAUGAUUUGAUGUCGCCGCUAGACGACUCGCCAAUGCAUCUGAAGCAAGAGGGUCAAAGUCCCGAGGGUGGCAAAUUAUCAAGGCUAAUAAAGCGAGAAAUGAUGGAAGCACCAGGUGAACGCGACGACAACAAUAGCGGCACCGAACACGAGGACAAUUGCGCGAUCGACGAGCGCGACUAUGUUGACGAUCAUCCGCCAAGCCAUCAUAUUCAACAUCAUCAUCACCAUCGGCCUGAAUCACAAGCUGACGAAGAUAUGGCCGAAGAUUUGUCGAUGGCACCCGACAUAUUACCAUCUGAAGAUGCGUAGUCGCGCUUCGCUUUCAUACAGAUGACGGAACGAUUGAAGAUGCUCGUUCGAGCUGCACGGUAAUGCUCAUCAGCAUCGAAAAAAAUAGCACCAGCAUUCCCCUGGUCGCAACAAUCAGUAUAUCGUCUAAGGCUUGUUCAAUAAAGAAUUCAUCACAGCGAAGAAUGAGGCCAAAUCGUGUGAAAAUGGCCUUGGAAGAAGCGACUAAAAAGAAAAGGAGGAAAGAAAGCAAAUAAAAAAAUAAGAGAUAAAAUUCCAAGCUUCAUUUGGGAUUGCCAUAUCGCCGGCCAGGGGUAAUAAACGGCGCACCGAUCCAUAUCCUUAACCAAGCAAUUAAGCGAAACAACGAUGUAUAUUCGACAAUUUAGGGGAGCCUCGUUCUCGUGUACAUUGAGUGAGUGCGUUGAGUGCGUGAAAGCGCGCGAAGCUUUUACUAGAUUUUUUUAUCUUCCUUUUGCCUUCUAUUUCUCUUCGCGCGCGUCGCGUGAGUGUUUAAUGUGUGUUAUAAGCAUACAAAUUGUAGAUAAGUGUUUCGGUAGGGUAUGCAAGACGAGUUUAUCCAAAGAACGUUGUAGUAACAAAGCGUUUAAAAAAAAUAAAUAGAAGCGGGGCGCGCGAUCGCGAGCGUGUUUGACUGAAUCGACCAUUUUAAUAUAAACAUUGGCUAGAUAUUGAUAAUUUUUGUAGUUUUUUAUGAAUAUAAACGAAGAGAAAAGAAGAAGAAAUAAAAUUUUUUAAGAAUUCGGAUAUUAAUAAAAAAAAAAAAAAAAAAAAAAAUUCGGAACGAGCUUGACGGGAUCAAAAUUGUCGAAAUUGAUAAUCAAAAUGAACUUUUAUACGAGAGAAUUUUUGCGUGAGAAAUAUGAUGACGUUGAAAUAAGUCGAUGUUAUUUUGGUAGGAAAGAUAUUUUAUAUAGUUAUUUGUUGUCAGAUGAGUUACGUUACGUGUCGUGAAUUACUUUUUAAAUCGUCAAAUUUUAUACAAUAUUGUCAAGUAGUCAUUAAUUUUGUUUGCAUCAAAUUUACGUAUUUUAAUACAUAUGCAUUAAUUGUUUAGUGAAUUAUUUAUAAAAAAAAUGUAGUGUCUCAUUACUGUGAUUAUUUCACACGACUUAGAAAGAGUUUUCAUGAAUAACUUCGGCUUUUUUCAACGGCCCUUAUUUAACUUAUUGCGGCUAAAAUUAACAAAAUCUAUUUUAUAAUACCUCGAUUGGGUUGAUCGUGGCAUUUUUAGAAUUACUAGGUUAAACCAAAGCAUUUUUUUUAAAAGGAGAAUCUUGAUUUAAGCUUCUAACGAUCUCUAACGUAUAUUAAUGCAUUUUUGAUAAAAUACACAAAGACUAAUAAAAAAUAACCUCGGCAACCGAGGAAUUCUAAAGUUCAAUCAAAAUUGCGUUCUUUUCAAACGCGCGCGUGCGCCUUUUUUUUCGUAGUUUAUUAUUAAAUAAACAAAAAAAAACAACCGCGUAGUUUUCGUAGUCGUUCGUACGAAGUACGUAUGAGAAUCCGCGUUGCGUGCGAAAUUGCACUUUUCCGCGCGAUAUAAUGGAAAAACAUGAAAGAAAGCAAAAAAAAAAAAAAAGAGAGAGAAGCGAUGCCAGGGCGCGACUAUUUAACUUUGGAAUUUUCAAAUGAAUGGUAAAUAAACUUAUAAACGAGUAAACCUAAAGAAAAAAAAUCACUACGUAUGCACCCCCUACAUAAAUACACAUAUAUACGUAUACGUAUAGGCAUAUAAGAAAAAUUUAGCAGUCAAGGACAAAAAGAUAAAGAAGAAAAAAAUCGUAAUGGAAAAAAACUUCAAUGUCCUCACCCCUUCCCACUUUACAACCCUCGUCUGGCUUCGAAGAAACUCUAUUUAAGUAUACGCUUGCAAGAAAAUAAAAACGAAGAGUUUUGGCCGAUGAAUUAUACUUCCCCUAUUAUGGGCAAAGAUAUAAAGAAAUCAUCAUCAGGCUAAAUUUUUGCGUAGUAUUAAAUUAAUUAGCGAGAGCAAGCGCAACAUGGCAAAAAUCAAAUUUCUGCCAAAAUAAAAUGUGUGAGAAAAGUGUGGACGAUUGUUUGCGAAAAUUUAAAUCAAAAAGAAAUUUUUGUAAGCGAUACGAAUACUUCUCUCGAUUAUAUUAUAUAAAUAUACAUACGCGUGCGAAGCUACACACACUCACACACACACGCGCACACACCCGCGCACACGCACACACAUACACAUACGGUACAUCAAAUGUACGGAAUAUCGUAGUCGAAGUCGCAAGAAUAUUAUAAAAGAAAAUAAAUAGUAAAAAAAACACAUUCCACAAAUGUAUGAUAAUUUUCUGUCGUCGCGGACGAUCUGUUACGGAAAGGUACGAUAAUAUGUGUCAACGCGCAAUGUAAUUUAUUAAUUUUUUCUUUUCGUUCGUUUGUUAUUUAUGAUGAUAAGGCAUUGCUAAAAAGUACGAAGAAUGGAGAAUGAAGUAUUUUUUCACGGUCACUUGUAUAACAUCUAGUUUUCAAAUCCAUAAACCAAUACCUGCCCAUUUUUAUAUAACAAGGAAAUAUAUAAUUCGAGACGUUUAUUUUUUAAUCUUAGGGGUCUUGAUCCGCGUGCUGGACAAAUCUGUACAUUACUUUUCUCUCUCUCUCUCUUUCUGUCUGUCUGUCUCUGUCUGUCUCUCUCUCUCUCUCUCUCUCUAUAUAUCUUUCUCUUUUUCCAUAUUAGUUCUUUUUCCUUUAUUUUUAUCGAUGUUGAGAAAAAAAUUUAUUGUUGUUAUACUGUUAUUACGACGUAGAGUAGUUUUUUGCCACAUACGUGCGUUUGUAUAUAUAAAUGAUUUUUAUCAGCCUUACGUGUAUAAUUCGAACUUGAUUGAAGGAUAAAAACAAUUGUAUAUAGAUAUUCGUUCUGUACCUAAUACUUGCUUGCGUUAUAUAAUUUAAAUGAAUGAAAAAAGAAGGCGCGAACAAUAACGGAUCAAGAUCCUUGAUUAUUGAUUUUGCGAAAAGGAUCUGUCGAUGUCAUGCUUCGACUACGCAAAGUGUGAUACUUGUAUACUCUACAAUCUCUUACUCUGUGUAUAUCAAUCGGUCGAAGUACGAAAAUACAAAGAAAUGGUUUUUAUGAUAUAUAUUUACGCUUCUAGCUCAUACUGACGAAUUGCUGUUUUCGUGCUUUGACUUUUAUCUCACCCGCAAGAUUUUAACAAAAUGAUAAUAGAUUUCAUCCGUUCACAAUGUUCUUGAUAGAUGUUGAUGCAACAUUUGUCUUUUUUCUUUUUUACGAAUAACUGUCUAUAUUUUUUAAUUCAUAGUGUGGUCAACUUAGCUACUGUCCAAAAGUAAACGUAACUUAUCCUAGUAAAUGUAUCCUAUAAACCCUUGAUCUACAAUACAUAUUUUUGUAAUUAAAUAUCGUCGAUACAUAUGUUGCAUUAGCAUUCAUCAUCACAUUUUUAACUGUGCUAACUAUCGAAGCGACAAUGCACAAUUCGCAUAGGAUCAAAGAAGUUAAUAAGGUGAAAGAGAAAGAAACAAAAAUGUUGAGAAAAAAAGAAACUAUGUUAUAUCGACAGUUUACGUUGUUACAAGGUGACGAUUAAGUGCCAUUUUUGGCUCUAUUUCACGUGUAUCGCAUUGCUCCUAUCUUUAAGUCUAUGUAUUGUGUAAAAUGAAUAAUAAGGAUUCGACACAUAGAAGACUUUUCUGUAAAUAGUUAAUUGA